GCCUUUUUCCUUGAUUGGAAAUUGUUAUUUAGUUUGCGUAAUCUGGGUUCGAUUUUUCGUAUUCCUGAAUGUAGUACUGGAAUAUGUUCGCUGAAAUCAGCAAAAUUUAUUUGUCCAUAAAUUUCAGUAAUUUGUCUUAGGGUUACCAUUCAAGCACAACUAUUUGCUUAUAAUAGUUAAAAAAACAGAGAGAAUUUUGUAUUGUAGGGUUGAUUUUCAUCGUCCGAAGAACCCAAAGCCAACAAUCUGGCUAGGAAGAGGCAAUGCAGCUGUCUCUUUUAUGCAUAUAAUCAGGCUUGGGCUCAUAUCAUCAAAAAAGAUUUUCUUUCAGUCUGGCCGCUUCUGCAAGGUCUAAGUUUUCUCGCACCUCUAAGCAGGUGUGGGGUGAUAACUGGGGAGUGAUAUUAUUAUGUGUUUUGAGGAGAUCAAGAUCAUCACACAUUUGGAGAUUGUGCCGUGUGUCAGAGGGGUUAUCCCUUGACUAUGGCUAAGGUCAGCCUUGGUUAAGUCUCAGGAAGCGUGGUGACAGCAUAUGAUUUUAUUUUUUGUAGUUGCUGAGUCUAUCUUAAUUAUAUAAUUCAAUUCCAAUAGCCUUUGAUAUUACAGUUAGUAGAUCUGAUGUGAGUCCUUAUCAGUUUUUGUAAGGAUGGUAAGGUUUUCAUGCUUUCUUGCGCACGUCCACUCUCACAAGCAGAAGGUCAGUGGAUCAUGUUUCCAUAUGAAAGCAGUUCAUCUAUCUUCUGAAGCCAUGCAGAAGACAGUGGAAGACACUUUUCAAAAUCAGUCAUCAACAAGUUCAUCAUAUCCAGCAAUGAAAAAUACAUCAUAUUUGAAGGAAGAGACGGAGACACUCAUUAAUACUACUGAUCACACAACAGAUUCCUCUCCUACUGAGCGCGACUGCCGAUCAGAUGAAAUAGAGAGCAAAUCUAAUACUGAUUGUGAUAUUACAGUUCAGAAGACUUCCCAAAUUAAAAAGAGCCGGUCUUUAGGAAGUGGCUUAAACUGGAAAGGGAGAAUUUCUGGUGCCGAUGACUCGGAGGAUGAGACUGAGCAAAGAUUUUCCUGCGAUGGAUCUGCUGAUUGCACUGGAUUUAUUGUUCAAGAUGGUGUCAAAGAUCGUGGAAUCAAUUUGCUCAAUCAAUAUCAAGAUCCUAUGCCCUCUGAUUCUGUUCAAGUGAAUUCAGACUCGGCAAAAAAUGAAUCAAUUUUUUCAGUUGGGGAUCCACAACUGUCAGAAAAAGAAGGCCCUGAUAAUGAUGAUAUCCAGCUAUCUGGUGCUGGUGAGUCUGGUCCCCACACACCACGGACCCUACCUGCUAUUGUAAAGUCGAAUUCUUUGCCGAACAUGAGUUCUCCUAAUCAAUGCUUGAGAUCCUUUUUUGUUCGCUCUAGAUCAGCUGAGGAUCUGAACGUUGUAGAUUCAAGGAAGAAAGGCAUUCUGAUGCAUGAAGUGGGACCGCAGGUGACACAAAACCAAGAAAGAGACGAUUGUGUAUCAAACAAUGACAGGAACAGUGGUGAAAAUCCUGCUGAGAUUUACAGUUAUAACUAUGUAGGUUCAGCAAAAGACUGGAUAAUACCUGUGGUUGAUGGGUUCAAUGUGGAGAAAACUGUUAAAGGAGAAUCUUCAUCUUGCCAGGGGGUGGAAUUACCAAACAAGGAUUAUAAAGCAAAACGAAUUGAAGAAUGGUUCAUGGAUCUUCAGUACAGCAGCCCUUUGGAAGAGACAAAUGAAUUUUCUAUAUCAAAUGAUCCUGAGUUAAAGGAUUGCGACACUGUCUUGGAGGGUCCAGCUGCUGCAAAGUUGGAUGUCAAGGCCAACCCUGGAAUGGAAGCUGCAAAGAGAUACAUCUCUUCUAUGAAUGCCAAAUCCACAACAGCUCAGCUGACUAAUCUUGGGUUGGUUGUGAUACCGUUUCUCAGUGCUUUUGUUAGCCUUAAAGCACUUAAUUUAUCUGGAAAUAGCAUAGUGAGGAUUACUGCUGGUGCGCUCCCUCGGGGACUCCACAUUUUGAACCUUUCAAAAAACAAUAUUUCCACCAUUGAAGGACUGCGAGAUCUUUCAAGACUUCGUGUGCUUGACUUAAGCUAUAAUCGGUUAUUAAAGAUUGGACAUGGCCUCGCUUCCUGUUCCUCCCUGAAGGAAUUGUACUUAGCUGGUAACAAGAUCAGCGAGGUUGAAGGGCUUCACCGCCUUCUGAAAUUGAAUGUAUUGGACUUGCGUUACAACAAAAUUUCUACAACCAAAUGUCUUGGUCAACUUGCCGCUAAUUACAAUUCUUUACAAGCUAUAAGCCUGGAAGGAAAUCCGGCCCAGAAGAAUGUAGGUGACGAACAGUUAAAGAAAUACUUACAAAGUCUUCUUCCGCAUCUCACUUACUACAACAGGCAAUCUAUGAAAGUUGGCACACUGAAAGACACAGUUGAUCGUUCUGCUCGACUGGGCUUCAGCGCACAUCAAAUUGACCGCGGGCUCCGAGCUGAAGUGAAGGCGACCCGGAAGGGAACCCAUGGCAUUGCUUCUCACAAGGCAUCGUCUUCAUCAAUUCAUGGUCGUAAAAAUCAAGUAAUUGCCUUGCCAAAACAAUCCAAAAGCAGGCAUGGACGGCUUCCACCAAUUGGAACAAAGACAACAACUCAACGACAUGAAUUGAAUGAUUUCUGCAAGCUUCUGAGCUCUAAAACUAGUUUCUCUAUUGGCAGAAGCCGCAGUGAGGGAUCUCUGGGAGCUCUUUGAGAACAAAUUUGAGGAUUUAAUAAAUCUUUGUGCUUUUAAGUAUCUGAGAGUGGAAUAUUUGCUUUUAGUUAUGACUUCUUUGUGAUUUGGUUUCUUGACGUUUUUGUCCUUUUAAUGCUGUAAUUAGGAUUCUGUAUGAAUCAAAUUAGGAAUAUCAUAUUUUGCUUUUCCUUCAAAUAUUUACAGUUGAUUGGAAUAGAAUACAUAGGACCUUCGUCUGGGUUUUA
Messenger RNA from Olea europaea var. sylvestris, 2967 nucleotides. RefSeq lists its product as uncharacterized. The transcript is spliced from 5 exons. NCBI's taxonomy places the organism in Eukaryota, Viridiplantae, Streptophyta, Magnoliopsida, Lamiales, Oleaceae. Gene Ontology annotation, cellular component: cytoplasm. The record is from RefSeq and is a predicted model, not a curated record. Gene Ontology annotation, molecular function: protein kinase binding. Bases 647 to 2740 code for a protein of 697 amino acids.